Molecule: messenger RNA, 2332 nt
Organism: Toxotes jaculatrix (banded archerfish)
Lineage: Eukaryota; Metazoa; Chordata; Actinopteri; Toxotidae
Gene: pola2
Product: polymerase (DNA directed), alpha 2
Exons: 18
Coding region: 264-2072 (602 amino acids)
Biological process (GO): DNA replication; DNA replication initiation
Cellular component (GO): alpha DNA polymerase:primase complex
Molecular function (GO): DNA binding
Source: RefSeq, a predicted model, not a curated record
GCCAACAGCGGUAGCACUUUUUCGCGGUAAAAUGAAAUGUGCAUCUAAUGUUGGUCAGAUUUAUUCAAAGCUCUCUCACAUAUUCCGCCAAACUAGCUCGGAGUUAGCUGCUGAAGCUCGUAUUUAAAAAUCGCGCUGUUGAAAGAAUCAGGUCGUCGUCGUUGUUAUGAAGUGAAAGCAAAGCUAACGCUACAGUGGACCUGCUGACUUUUGAUCUGCUCCACAUUUACGACAGGAUUCAGUAAAUACACAGCUCCAAAACAAUGGCACUAGUAACCGCAGAAAACCUAAGAUCAGAGCUGGAAAUGUUCGGCAUACCCUGCCAGGAAGACUCGGUCCUCGACAAGAUGGUGGAGCAGUGUAUUUGUAGCAGGAUACAGGCAGAUGAGAUGGUGCUGGAGUGGGUAGCAUUCAGCACCACAAAAAAUGGAUUAAAACUCACCAUGGACACGCUGGAGCAAUUCGAACAUGAGGUGUUAAACAAAAAGAAUAAAUCCAAACAAAGCUUCAGAAAAGAUGAAAUGCACAACAGAACCAGAGACAUCCACACACUGCAGGAUCUAAUCAAAGCUGAGGAAGAGGAGGACAAUCUACUAGACUCUUACUCUACUCCUGCGAAGGGCUCUCAGAAACGAGCACUGACCACUCCUGAACACCCUCAUUCAAAGAGGAGUGCAGCUCUCCUGACCAGCCCGGGACUCCUGCUAUCUCCUGCCAGCUUCUCUCCCAGUGCAACUCCCUCACAGAAGUACAGCCAGCGAGGAGGAAAAGGGGAGGUGGUGGUUACGUUCGGGGCCGUGCAGGGCACCCGCUGGGUAGGCAGGAAGGCUCCGGGUGUAGGCGUCCAGCUGGAGCUGCUGGAAGCUCCUGAAGACUCCCUCCGCAGCAGCUACAAGUACAUGUUCCAGAGGUUGCGAGACGUUCGAAAUGUGCUGACAGACAAGAUAGAGGAGUUGGGAGAAGCCCUCAAGUCUCACUUCACCAUUGAAGAGUUCUCCCCUGUCUCUCUGCCUGCGCAGGACAGUAUAACAGUGUUGGGGCAGGUGUGCUGUGACAGUAACGGCAAACUGAACGCACAGUCGGUUCUGUUGGAGGCGGGACCAGAGCAAGGUGGCCAUCAAGUACCUGUUGACCUAUCAGAGCUCAAAGAGUACUCCCUGUUUCCUGGCCAGGUGGUAGUGAUGGAGGGGAUGAACACAACAGGAAGAAAACUGAUGGCUUCCAAGCUCUAUGAGGGUGUCCCGCUUCCUUUCUACACUUCUGAGAUAAAAAUGGAAAUGGGUGAAGAGCCGGUGAAUGUACUGGUGGCCUGUGGACCAUACACCCCUUCUGACAGCCUGACCUUUGACCCUCUGCUGGACCUAAUCAAUGUCAUUGUCAGGGAUCGCCCUGAUGUCUGCCUGCUGCUGGGCCCGUUUGUGGACUCUAAACAUGAACAAAUUGAGAAAGCUCAAGUGACUGAGACGUUUGAGGCCAUUUUCUCAAGAUGUAUCGAAAGCAUCGUUGAUGGCACCAAAAGUGUUGGCUGCCGUCUGGUGUUUGUUCCCUCCCAGAGAGACAUCCACCACCAUUUCAUCUACCCACAGCCUCCCUUCACCCUGCCAAACCUCAGCAAGGACCAGGCUCAGCGUGUCACCCUGGUCCCUGACCCCUGCACCCUGCUGAUCGACGGCGUGACCUUUGGCUUGACGUCCACUGACAUCCUGUUCCACAUGGGUGCAGAGGAGAUCAGCUGUGGCACGGGAUCGGACAGAUUUUCACGCAUACUGAAACACAUGCUGACCCAGAGGAGUUACUACCCACUGUACCCGCCUGUGGAGGAGGUUAACAUGGACUAUGAGAAGUUUCAGAGCUUCGGUCAGAUACCUCUCACCCCCGACGUCCUCAUCAUUCCCUCUGAGCUGCGCUACUUUGUAAAGGAAGUGAUUGGCUGUGUUUGUGUCAAUCCCGGACGGCUGACCAAAGGCCAGGUGGGUGGGACCUACAGCAGGCUGCUUAUUCAGCGCAGCGCUGCAUCAGAGGACGGGAAGAGAGUGAGCCCCUGUUUGGCUGCUCAGGUGGUGAAAAUCUAGCAGGAAUAAAGACUUUAAAUUCUCACUGUCAUCAGAAGUGACCUGACUUUAACCAGGACCAGUUUGGACUCUGAUGUAAAAUAUGCAAAAGAAAGAAACAAAACUUGUACUGUUGAAACCAGCUGGCCCAUUGGUCUGUUUUUAUAUGACAAACAUGUUGGGGUGUACUCUUCUCUUGUUGUUGUGAGGGCUGUGGUUGAAUAGCAGUCACUCAGGUACAGCAAAAAUAAUCUUUUUCAAUAAAUUAUUGUCACCCUUUG